Messenger RNA from Coregonus clupeaformis (lake whitefish), 3016 nucleotides. Its product is annotated as ras-GEF domain-containing family member 1C-like. The record is from RefSeq and is a predicted model, not a curated record. Gene Ontology annotation, cellular component: plasma membrane. The transcript is spliced from 14 exons. The coding region runs from base 437 to 1963 and encodes 508 amino acids. Gene Ontology annotation, molecular function: guanyl-nucleotide exchange factor activity. Gene Ontology annotation, biological process: Ras protein signal transduction; positive regulation of GTPase activity. NCBI's taxonomy places the organism in Eukaryota, Metazoa, Chordata, Actinopteri, Salmoniformes, Salmonidae.
AGCCGUGAUCUGUUCGAAACCGGGCCCGUACAUUACCACACCUUUAUUGCGCGUUGAAGCCACUAACUGAAUCGUGAAGGGUCUGUCUGCGAAUCGAGGAACUCCUGAAUGGUUCAGUUGGACUGUAUUUUACGCGUAUUUUUGUGGGAAGGUUCGGGAAGUUGCUCAAGAAUAAGUGUGUUUUAGAAGAUCAACACAAGUGAAUGGCUAUACGAAUAGAAGUGGUACUGUAAACCAAGACAUAGCCCAAAGUAGACCCUAACAUCAUUCGAUUGUGGCUUUCUUGGACCUUACUUUUGUGAUUGGAUUUUGGAUAAUAUAUAUUUUUCCCACGGAUCUUUGGAUUAGCAGAACUGUUGAAUUGAUAUAGGCUAAUAAACAUAAUACUCACCAAGAAGAAAGAUGGGGAAGAGUGUCUAGUAUUGCCAGGAGAGGAAUGCCCCAGACUGUGUGCCCAGCAGCAGGCACUAUGUUCACCCCCAGUGGCUUCAGCCCACACCUGGCCUCCACCUGCUCUGAGGCUGACCCGGUGACCGAGCCUGAGGAUGAGGGGGGCCCUCAGGAGGCCCGGGGGCCUGGGGCUUGCCUGGCCGACGGACCCCCCAUCACCUCUGCCUCACUGGACACUCUCAUCCAGCACCUGGUGCCCACCACAGACUACUACCCAGAGAAAGCCUAUGUGUUUACGUUCCUGCUGAGUGCUCGUCUGUUCAUCUCUCCUCCUGAGCUGCUGGCCAGACUCUGUGAGACCUGCAUCAAACAACAGCAGCUGGACCAGAGUCCACUGGACAUGGCUAAAGUGAGGAAGUUUGGUCCCAAGAUCCUGCAGCUGCUAACAGAGUGGACAGAGACGUUCCCCACAGACUUCAGAGAGGAGAAGAUGGUGGGCCUGUUCAAAGACAUUAUCCACAGGAUAGCACCCUGUGAUGAGGCGUACUGGAAGACACUGAAUCAGGUCCUGCAGACCCUGAGCCAGAAGCUGGCAGCCAUCGCCCAGGGAGAGGAGAGCAUCGUCAAAGUGAAUGCCUCCUCAGUCUCCUCAAUCUCUGACAAGCUGGUGGCCUUCAAGACCAAGUCUCCACCCAUCCAGAAGGACAUGCUGUCUAUCUGCAAUGACCCUUACACACUGGCACAGCAACUCACCCAUAUAGAACUGGAACAUCUGAGUCACAUUGGCCCUGAAGAGUUUGUCCAAGCCUUCGUUCAGAAAGACAAACUGGAUAGCACUCAGCCGUGUUUCAGUGAGCAGAAGAAGAAGACCACUAACUUGGAGGCUUAUGUCAGGUGGUUCAACAGGCUGUGCUACCUGGUGGCCACUGAGAUCUGCAUGCCUGCUAAGAAGAAGCAGAGAGCCCAGGUGAUCGAGUUCUUCAUCGAUGUGGCCAGAGAGUGCUUCAACAUCGGCAACUUCAACUCCCUCAUGGCCAUCAUCUCUGGUAUGAAUAUGAGUCCUGUGUCUCGGCUGAAGAAGACCUGGGGGAAAGCCAAGACUGCCAAGUACUUCAUUCUGGAGCAUCAGAUGGACCCUACUGGAAACUUCUACAACUACAGAACAGCGCUGAGGGGAGCUGCCCACAGGUCCCAGACUGCUAAUAGCAACAGGGAGAAGAUUGUGAUUCCCUUCUUCAGCCUACUGAUCAAAGAUAUCUACUUCCUGAAUGAGGGAUGUGCCAACCGCUUGCCCAAUGGCCAUGUCCAUUUUGCAAAAUUUGUGGAGUUGGCUCGUCAGGUGGGAGAGUUUAUGACGUGGAAACAAAUGGAGUGUCCGUUUGAGACAGACAGGAGCAUCCUCCACUACCUCCACACUGCUCCCAUCUUCAGUGAGGACGGACUCUAUCUGGCAUCCUAUGAGAGUGAGAGCCCAGAGAACCAGGUGGAGAAGGACAGAUGGAAAGCACUUAGAUCUAAUAUUCUGGGGAAGACAAAAGAGCUAAAAGAGCUAAAAGAGCACCAUGGCAGCUAACCCUCAGGCCAGCCCAGCGAGGGAGGGAGUCAGUGUACUCAUUGCACUACAACAAACUGUGACGGAGCCUAGCUGGUACUUAGGUGUUUUUCUACACAUGAAGAAUAGAAAUGAGGAAACAAUCAUGAUGAACAGGAUUCAUCACCAACAUGACCAGUAAAAACAAGAAAAGAAGAACAAACGUCAACAAGCAGUGAAAAGUGAAGCUAUCGUGGACACUGACUGGAGUAUUGGUUUGACUAUUGUACAUUAGCUACAUUGGGUACUGUAUGUUACUGAGGGAUAGAUCUAUCCCUCCAUCUUGUUGUAUAUGUACUCUUUGGGCUCAUGUUUGCUACCAGAGUGUUCAGUUACAGUGACAGGGAAAACUACUGCUUUUUUAAAUGAAAAUAAUACUCAUAUUAUUGUUAUAUUAUCCUAUUUCUCUAUCCCUUUAUUUCUCUCCCCCUCUUCCUCUCACACACACACACUAUUUUUCUUGUGUACGUUUUCUAUUGUACUGUAAGAAUCUGGUAAAAGUAAGAGUUACUAUGAUGUGAAGGGCACUGACUUGCCCACUUAGCUGCUGGACUGUGUUUGGUCCUCUAAAGACUACUAAUGAUGACUACUACUGAGGACUUGCAACGACUGGAGAGGCUUACAUAGACUGCAUAAUGUGUGUCUUCAGGGCCAACUCCAGGCAUAAGCGCAUAAGCGGUCGCUUAGGCCUGCGGUUGCUAGGGGGCCCCCGGGCCAAAACAUUUGUAUUCAUUUUUUUGGAACUCCGUCGGGAUCUCAACUUACUAUUGAGAGUCAAACUAGAAUAACACACCAGGUGCAAUUUAGAAAUGUGGUUGUGCAUAAGCAGUUUUUAUCUUGUUAUGUCAGUCACUCAAUUAGCUGACAAUUAGCCAUGCCAAUUAUUUUAUUGGUAGUUAGUCUAGCCAGCUAUCUAAACUUGUAAUAAUCAUGGCAAAAUAACGACCGGGCACAUGCCCAGAGGCCCUGACCUCCAGGGGACCUCCAUUGAUUUUGUUAGUCAUUCUCACUCAGAUAUCGAAUUAACAUACAGUG